Molecule: messenger RNA, 2015 nt
Organism: Astyanax mexicanus (Mexican tetra)
Lineage: Eukaryota; Metazoa; Chordata; Actinopteri; Characiformes; Acestrorhamphidae
Gene: rgn
Product: regucalcin
Exons: 7
Coding region: 116-1015 (299 amino acids)
Biological process (GO): L-ascorbic acid biosynthetic process
Molecular function (GO): enzyme regulator activity; gluconolactonase activity; calcium ion binding
Source: RefSeq, a predicted model, not a curated record
UCCGCUCCGCUCCCCCCGCUCUGUUCUCUGAUCACGGUGAACUUUACUCUCCCCUAUAAACAGUCGGUUCUGCUCGGAGCGGAGCGCCAGCGGGAGUCUCUCUGAUCCAGACACCAUGUCGAACAUUAAAGUAGAGUGUGUAGUGAAGGAGCCCAGUGAGAUUGGAGAGAGUCCAGUCUGGGAGGAGAAGGACUCCACUCUCCUUUAUGUGGACAUCUACGGCCUGAGGAUCAGCAGAUGGAGCUCUUUGACCAAUCAGAUUGAGAGCAUGCCCACAGAGGCGUAUGUGGGCUGUGUGGUGCCGCGGAGGUCAGGAGGUUACAUAAUCGGAGAGGGUACACGCUUUGCGGCAGUCGACUGGCAGAAGAGGUCCAUCACCACCAUUAAACACGUGGACACGGACAAGGGCAACACGCGCUUUAACGAUGGGAAGGUGGACCCUGCUGGCAGGUUUUUUGCAGGAACCAUGGGUAUUGAAGUGCGCCCAGCGGUGGUUGAGAUGAAGCAGGGCUCUCUGUACUCCCUUCAUCCUGACCACUCUGUUGUCAGACACUUUGACCAGGUGGACCUCUCCAAUGGACUGGACUGGUCCCCAGACCAUCGCUUCUUCUACUACAUAGACAGUCUGAAGUACACAGUGGAUGCCUUUGAUUAUGACAUACAGACUGGAGGCAUAUCCAAUCGCAGGAUGGUUUACCGCCUGGAGAAAGAUGAAGGCAUUCCUGAUGGCAUGUGCAUUGAUGCAGAGGGUAAACUAUGGGUGGCCUGCUACAGUGGAGCAAGGGUGAUUCGCAUUGAUCCACAAACAGGAACCAGACUGCAGACAGUGAAGUUGCCCGCUGCGAAAACCACGUCAUGCUGUUUCGGAGGAAAAGACUACACUGACCUUUACGUCACGUCUGCUUAUAAAGGCAUGGACGAGGAGUCACGAGCCCAACAGCCUGAAGCUGGCUGUAUUUUUAGGGUCUCUGGUUUAGGAGUGAAAGGAAUUCCUCCAUACGCAUUUGCUGGCUGAAGAUCACACUAAGGAAAAAAAAGAGAGGGUCAUAUAUGCAAACUAAUAUAGAAUCAUUCGGUUCAGGUAGCAUUUUUAUCAAUUUGGUGAAAAAACAUACAGGUAGACUGAAUAAAUAUUUUUAAGCUACAUGUGUGGAAGCGUAUUAAUUACUAAUUAAUUACUAAUUAUUAAUUAUUAAAUAUUAAAACAAACUCUUUUUUCUUAAAAAAUGACUAGUGAUUACUGUUUUUAAGCAUAAUUGUUUACAGUAACUAAAAAAUGAAAAAAAAAUUAAUACUAACAGUUCUAUAAUGGACACUUGAUCACGGUGUAGUUUUGUUUCCAGUGUGUGAACUGUUAACUGUGUGAACUGUGAGAACUGGAACUGUGUAUCAGAGUAUAUUUAGCUGUUCCCAUGGGAAAGGAAUAAGGAAACAUUGUAUUGUAUCUAUCAUUGCAUUCCUGUUUUAUGUAAGUCAGUGGUUUGAAUGAGAAACAUUGUGAAUGUCAUGUGAUUUACUGGUAGGAUUGUAUUCAUUUAUGGGCCUGUAACUUGCCAUAUGUGCCAUGAUCUUUUCACUGUGCUGUUUUUAAAGGGAUUUUGAUAACACUUAAGAAUAAUAAAAUAAAAUAAUAAUAUAAAAUUUAAGAAAAUGAAGAGUAUAUUUCUCUUUAUCCUUUUAUUGUUUUUCUAAAAUCAAGGCAAUUAUAAAAUAGUUUAUUCUAUUUAUUACAAGGUGCUACUGUCCCUGAAGGUUUAUACCCUUCUAGCCCAUGCUUGUCAUUAUAUUUAGACCCCCAAAUGACUAAAACCUUAUUACUUUAGUCUCAUUACAACUUUAUGGAAUGUGCUGUAGGCCUGAAAUGCAGGGACAUAUGUAUAUUAAUAAAUAAAACAAAGUUAAACAGACAAAACAUGACAUAUCGUGGAUUAUCAUGUCUGCAAUCAAAUAAAAGUCAAAGGAAAUAUAAGAAUUGCCGUACUGAACAAUGAAUAAAAUUGCUGCAAAAUUUGAAA